Closterium sp. NIES-65 is the source of this 6114-nucleotide messenger RNA. The record is from the annotation of a GenBank genome assembly. Lineage: Eukaryota; Viridiplantae; Streptophyta; Zygnematophyceae; Desmidiales; Closteriaceae.
AUGGCUAUAGGGCCUUCGUAUGGCGUCCCGGCAGAGCAUAUUUACAGCACGGAUUGGAUGCUCCGGCUUUUAAAGGACCACGGGUUGAAUUCGAGAGGGGAGGAGGUUAAUCUGGCCGGAGGUGCAGGCUCGGGGACUGAUGCCGGCCCUGAUGGAGCAGGUUCGGGGGAAGAGGGUCCUGCUGGUGGUGGUGCUCAGGGUGGGGACUCAGGCUCGGGGCGUGUUCCUUGGAACGAGGUUCCGUUUGAUAUCCGGAUUCGGUACGAGAUUUCUGUGGUGAAACGUGCACGGCCUAACUUAGACAACAAGGUGGUUGCUGCAGCGAUUACAGCUAAGUACGGAAACGAAACGGGGAUGAACUUUCGGUCGCUGGACAGAAUAAGUACGUUUUACGACAAGUGGUUCGGGAUUGUUACCGCAGCGGUGCCAGAUCCGAACCUGUUACGAAUGGAGGAGGCAUUGGCUGAGUGGGUGAUUAAAGAAGAGGAGCGGGAGAAGAGGGAGGUGACUCGAGAGGAGAUUAUAGCGAAGGCGAAGGAGAUAGGUCCGGGAUAUAAUGUGCGGCCGGGUUUCAGGUAUGGCAGGUCGUGGGCUACGAGGUUUAUGAAAAGGUUCGGGCUGCUGCUGCUAUCAGAGACUAGUAACGAGGAUGCUGAUAGCGAGGAUGGGGGAGGCGCGCGAGGAGAGGGAGGAGCGGGAGAGGAUGGGAUGGAGAAAGGAGACGAAGAGGAGGGAGAGGUGGAGGGAUGGGAUGGUGGGUUGAUCAGUUUUGUGAACAUGCAGAUUCGGACUGCUGAAUGGGCUGCCUGGCAGGUGUUGCAUAAGUCGGCAGGGGGUACAGCAGCGGGACGCUCAAUAUCGAGUACAGGGGUAGGAAGGGAAGGAGAUGAAGGAGGUGAAGGAGUAGGAGGGGGCGUUGUGAGUAUCCCUGAACCUGAUCGAGGAAAUGUAGGAGAAGGGGAUUAUUCAAGGGUAAAUAACCCUUGGUGUGCGGAUCCCUUGACUGAGUUACUAGAAGAAGAGGAGGGGGUGGAUUUAGUUUACAGAACAGGGUCUGGGAGGGAUGGAGGAGGGGCGUUGCACACAAUUGGGUAUGGAGAUGGGGAGAGCGCAGGAGGGGCCUUGGGGGUAGAGGAACGGACGAGUAAUGGUGAUCCUGAUAGUGGUGCUGAUGACGAUGAUGAUGCUCAUGCUGAUGAUGAUGAUGAUGAUGAUGAUGAUGAUGAUGAUGAUGAUGAUUCUGAUGCUGAUGAUGCCUGUGGUUUUAGCGGUGCUGGUGCUGCUGAGGGUGUUCAUGCUGCUGUAGCUGCAGCAGGAAUGAGGAAGAGAGGAAGCAAGCGGGUUAGGUGGGAGGACGAUGCUGGUGACGAUGGUGGUGGCGUUGGUGGUGGCGAUGGUGGUGGCGAUGGUGAUGGUGGUGAUGGUGUGAAGAAGCGAAGGCUUGGACAACUCACUUCCGGAACAGAGGCUGUUGCUCUAGGCACAUGCGCUGCGUCCCCAGCCACGGGUGCAGCCACCCCAGCCAUGGGUGUGGCCCCACCAGCCACAGGUGCAGCCACCCCAGCCAUGGGUGUGGCCCCACUAGCCACAGGUGCAGCCACUCCAGCCAUGGGUGUGGCCCCACCAGCCACGGGUGCAGCCCCCAGCACACCCACUGGCAUCUCUUCCCGUUUGCCCAUUGUCAUCGGCCUUGCUGCUCCCAACCGCCCCGAUACCCCCACCGCCCCCCACACCACCACCCUCCUCCACCUCCCCUCCCAAGCGCCGCCAGCCACAGGUGCAGCCCCCAGCACACCCACCGGCGUCUCUUCCCGCAUGCCCAUUGUCAUUGGCCUUGCUUCUCCCAGUGAUCCCAAUACCCCCGCCGCCCGCCACACCACCACGCUCCUCCACCUCCCCUCCCAAGCCGCUCCGGCUUCCCGAACCACAGACCCUUUGCACUCCUUUCAGGGCCGCCUAGCCGCCCAAGCCGCCCAAGCCGUCCAAGCCCAAGCCGCCCGAGCCCAAGCUGUCCGAGCCGCCCAGACCACGCCUCCCCCACAUCCCUCCAAAACGCCGCCCAAGGAGGGGAAGGAGCGUCGGCCCCGCCAUUCCGUGCUGAACCCGGGGCAAAGGCGAGCCUUCUGCCUCGUGCAACGGGCCCUGCCGAACCUGCGCCAAGCCUACCUCGCCCGAGCUGCGCUGCCGGCUUGGGGCGUGCAGAUAUACAGCGCCACUAUAUCGUACAUAGUAAGAGAUAGGUGGUGGUGGAUGACUAUUCCCCGGGGGAAAGAGCAGGAGAUGAGCAGAGUGCCGGGGAAGGCGUGGAGGAAUAUGGGGAAGAAGAAGAAGAGGAAGAGGAGGAGGAAGAAGAAGAAGCGGGUGGUUGGAGCGGGGGUGGGGAGGUGGGCGAGGUUGGAAGAGGCGUUGGGGCGGUGGUUUGAGGAGAUGGGGGCGGAGGAGUUGGUUUGCCGGGGGAGGAUUAGAGAGCGGAGAUUGGUGCUGGAGGAGCAGGGGGAGGAUGGGGGGAAGGAUGGGGGGAAGGCAGCUCAGAAGCGCCCGUUUCCUGUGUUUCUGACGCUGGAAAUGGUUUCUGACAUGGGGAGGAAGCUUGGGCCUGCUUUAGGCGUUUCGAGUAACUUUAAGUACGGAAUUGGGUGGGCAGAAGCGGUGGUGGCGCGAUAUAGGGUGAAGAAGACCGGGGUUGUUGGGGGAAUUGAGGGAGCAGGAGGAGAGGGGGCAGGGGGAGAGGGGGCAGGGGAAGGGGGACUGAGGUGGGAGAAUGGAGAGGGAGGGGAGGGGGAGCGGGGGGGGGGGAAUGAGGAGGCGGAGGAGGAGGAGGAGGACGAGUCAGAUGGGGAGGAGGAGGAUGAUGGAAGCGACGAGGAAGAGGGAGAGGGGGAUGAAGAGGGGGGCGAGCAGGAGGGAAACGAGGAAGGAGGGAACGAGGGGAACGAGGGGGAAUGUUGGGAUCCGGUUGUGUUGCAGAGGCGGUUCGAGGAGACCCUACGUUCAGCUGCAUACAGCAGUCGAGAAGAGGACCCGUACGCUCUAGACCAGUGGGUGGAUGAUCCAGAUGUAUCAAGCCUUAUGAGGGCAAUUUUGGGGCCGGAUUGGCUUAGUAAGUACCACGGCGGUGCCACUGGCUGCGGCAUUUACCUCGAUGCUGCUGGUGCCAGCAGUGCUGCCCCUGCCGCUGCUGCUGCUGCUGCUGCCACUGCUGGUGCUGCUGCUGGUUUCAGCAGUCCUGCUGCUGGUUUUGCUAUGGGUGGGCAUGGCAGUGGGUUUGUCAGGGGGAGCCUGUCGUCCCUUGCGUCGCCUCUCAUGCACUGCAUGCCCCUCUCGGCAGUGCCCAUGGUGCAGCAGAUGCAGCAGAACGAAACCACCCCAACUCCCGGUGUGCGCAAGCGGAUACAUGGCCCCCCCCUGCCCGUGCCGCUCCGCCGCUCCUUCCAAAUGACCACGCACCAAAAGCGGGCGCUUUGCCUCGUCAUACACUCCGUUCCGAACCUCUCCAGCUUGUUCCUUGCCAAGGCUCUGCUCCAGGCUUGGGGAACGCCCGUGUUCGAGUCCAUGAUUCGGAAAAUCAGGCAGCACGGCGAUUGGUGGAUGAAUAUUCCAAGAGGGAAGGAGGAGGAGUUUAGAGUGAGAGGAAAGCGGUGGGAUUGGAAGAAGAAGAAGUAUUAUGCGGUGGAGGGUGGUGUGGAUGGGCGGGUGCAGUGUGUGAGGCUGGAAGCGGCGCUGUUGAAGUGGAUUGAGGGGAUAGGAGCGGGGGAGUUGGAGCAGGAGGAGUUGCAGAAGCAGCAGAGGUUUCAGGGGCAGCAGAGGUUUCACGGGCAGCAGAGGUUUCACGGGCAGCAGAGGUUUCACGGGCAGCAGACCCCAUGGGGUGGCGAUGAUGAGCUCCCAGACAACCGCCCUGAUUCUCCUGACUCCCUCAAUGCUGUUGACUCUGUUGACUCUGUUGACUCUGCUGAAGCGCUUGACGCUCUUGAAGCUAUUGACUCUCGCGGCUUCCCUUCCUUGCCGCUGCCGCCUCAAAGCAAGCCUCCUCCUCCUCCUCCUCUGCACAUGUCUAUGCAGCGCCAGCAAGGGGCAUGGGGCAGGGAUGGGUCCUGGCCUGGUGACUUUGGCCGUACUUCUCCCAUGACUGCUGUGAACGCCACAGCACAGCAGAGGGAGGGGUUUUUGGGCAAGGAUGGUUCAUGGGCAGCGGGUCUUCCUGCACCUCGUGCUACUGGCUUCUCUGGUUCUCAAGCCGCUGGUUAUCUUAGGCUCCGUGUUCCCCCCGGUUUCCCUGGCUCCCGUGCUGCAGACCCUCUUGCCCCUCGUGCUGGCUUCCCUGGUGCACAUGCAGCUGACCCUCUUGUUCCUCGUGCUCCUGAAUUUCGAGGCACACGUACCGCUGCUGACCCUCUUGCUCCUCGUGCUCCUGUCAUGGGUUCGGAGGAGUGGCAGCAGAGGCUGCAGGGGCAGCACAGGUCGACUUUUGAGUCGACUCAAAAUUCAGCUAUUGACUCUCGUGCUGCUGUCAUGGGCUCGGAGCACUGGCAGCAGAGGCUGCAGAGACCAUUAGGCGGGGUUGGUUCUUGGGCAGGUGGUUUCAUUGCCGCACCAUCCCUUGGUAACGGUCUCAACCGCUCUCCACCCAUGCCUGGACACGCUUUCUCUGGUCCCCAAGCAGCUGGUCUCACUCCCAAUGCGGGCCCUGCUGGUCCCACCACGCGUGGCAAGCGCUUGCCAAAGUGUGCGGUGAGACAGGAUCAGAGAGGAGGAGGUGGUGGUGGAGAGUGGAUGGGAGGGCUGCCUGGCGGCACUGGUGCUUUUCCUUACUCCUCUCGGAACGCAUCUGGGUACUUGUAUGAGCGGGGAGAGAGGGCAUUUGGUGGUAGUGAGUGGGGGGAAGGAGCGGGAGGAGGGGGAGGAGCAGUGGGAUGGGGAGGGGAAGGAGGAGGGGAAGAUAGAGGACCUGACUACGGGGUUAGAGGAUUGGGUAAUGAGAAAAGGCAGGGAAAGAAGAGGAGGGUGGUAGAGGAGGAGAGAGUGAGAGAGGAGAGAUUGGGGAGGAAGGAGAUGGUGAGAGAGGAGAUGGCACGAGAGGAGAGGGUGAGAGAGAAGGUGAGAAGGUCAGAGGGCGGUCGAAGUCUGGAAACAUCUCAGUCGAAAAAAGCACUUCAAAAGAAGGGAAGGAGCGGGGCAAAGACGGGUAUUGAUUCAGCUGGUACACAGGCUUUUGAGACGCCUCAAAAGCAGGCUGAAAAGCGGUCUAAGAAACGAAACGCUUCCUUUCACACUGCAUGGGCCAUGCUGGUUGGUGGGGGCGCUGCUGGGGAGACGAAAAAAAAUGCUGAGGGUGGAGUUGAGACGACUGGAAACACCAUGCAGGCUGGUGGGGAUGCAGGAGGGGAGACGGAUGGUGUGGGGAGAGAAACAGGGGGACAGGCUGGAGGGGAUGGGGGCGAGAUGGGCGGCAGUGACGGGGAGCGGGGCGGCGGUGACGAGGAUAGGGGCGGCGGUAGCAGGGAGAGGGGCGGCAGUGACGGGGAGAGGGGCGGCAGUGACGGGGAGAGGGGCGGCAGUGACGGGGAGAGGGGCGGCAGUGACGGGGAGAGGGGCGGCAUUGGAAGGGAGAGGGGCGGCAGUGACGGGGAGAGGGGCGGCAUUGGAAGGGAGAGGGGCGGCGGUGACCCUGUCUUGAUGACUCACAAUGGCGGGGAAAAUGGAGAUGAAGGGGAGAGAGGCGGUGGGGAAGGGGAGGGUGAUUGUGGGAGAGGGGACAAGGAUGGUGGGAGAAAGGAGCGUAGCCGUGCGGGAGGGGAAAUUGAUAGCAGGGGAGGGGAUAAAGAUGCAACUGGGGGUUUAAAGAGUGGGAAGAGGAAUGGGGGAGAACGGGGUGGUAAUAGGCAGGACAACGGCGGGAAUGGGCAGGAGAGCGGUGGGAAUGGGCAGGAGAGCGGUGAGAAUGGGCAGGAGAGCGGUGAGAAUGGGCGGGAGAGCGGUGGGAAUGGGCGGUCGAGGGGUGGGAAGGCAGAGGUGAAUGAGAUAUUGGUGAAGGAAGAGGAUUUGAGUGGUGGUUCUAGCAAGAGGAGCGAAGAGAGGAGAGAGAGGAGGGAAAGGAGGGAGGAGGAAGGAUAG